GGCCUGCGACCGUGGCCCCGGGUUCCUGCACCAGGCAUGCGCGGAAGUAGGCGUGCCGCGGCCCGGCACGCGCAGGCGUACAGGGCUGCCCGGGCUGCUGGUUCCUCUCCGAUUCCCGGCUUCUGUCGCCUUCUUCCCGGACCCUGGUCUCGGCCGCAGGUGACCCCCUUCCCCCAGCCCCAGUGGGCGGGUGGCAGGGGCAUGGAGGACGCUGGCGGCGGCGAGGAGACCCCGGCCCCGGAGGCCCCACACCCCCCUCAGCUCGCGCCUCCGGAGGAGCAGGGGUUGCUGUUCCAAGAGGAAACCAUCGAUCUUGGCGGAGAUGAGUUUGGAUCCGAAGAGAACGAGACCGCGUCGGAAGGCUCGAGUCCUCUCGCGGACAAGCUGAACGAGCACAUGAUGGAGAGCGUCCUCAUCUCCGACUCCCCCAACAACAGCGAGGGCGACGCGGGCGACCUGGGCCGAGCGCGGGAAGAAGCUGAGCCCGGAGCGGAAGGCGACCCGGGCCCGGAGCCCGCGGGCACCCCGAGUCCCGCUGGCGAGGUCGACGGCGACUGUGCGCCCGAGGACACCCCCGAGGACGCGGCCCCCAGGAGCGGAGGGGCCCCGAGGCAGGAUGCGGCCCGCGAGGCCCCCGGCAGCGAAGCCGCGCGCCCGGAGCAGGAGCCUCCCGCUGCGGAGCCGGUCCCCGUGUGCACCAUCUUCAGUCAGCGCGCGCCCCCGGCCCCCCGGGACGGCUUCGAGCCGCAGAUGGUGAAGUCGCCCAGCUUCGGCGGCGCCAGCGAGGCCCCGGCCAGGACGCCGCCCCAGGCGGUGCAGCCCAGCCCCAGCCUCAGCACGUUCUUCGGAGACGCGGCCGCCAGCCACUCCUUGGCCUCGGACUUCUUCGACUCCUUCACCACCUCCGCCUUCGUUUCCGUCAGCAACCCCGGCGCGGGCUCCCCGGCUCCCGCCAGCCCGCCUCCCCUCUCUGUGCCCGGGACCGAGGGGCGCCCCGAACCCGCGGCCAUGCGAGGGCCCCAGGCCGCUGCGCCCCCGGCGUCGCCAGAGCCGUUCGCGCACAUCCAGGCAGUGUUUGCGGGGAGUGACGACCCCUUCGCCACCGCCCUGAGCAUGAGCGAGAUGGACCGGAGGAACGACGCCUGGCUCCCCGGCGAGGCCACGCGUGGAGUCCUGCGGGCCGUGGCCACCCAGCAGCGCGGCGCCGUGUUCGUGGACAAGGAGAACCUUACCAUGCCGGGCCUCAGGUUCGACAACAUCCAGGGAGAUGCAGUUAAAGACUUGAUGCUUCGCUUUCUGGGUGAAAAAGCUGCAGCAAAGAGACAAGUCCUAAAUGCCGACUCAGUGGAACAAUCUUUUGUUGGAUUGAAACAGCUAAUCAGCUGCAGAAACUGGAGGGCAGCAGUGGACCUGUGCGGACGUCUCCUCACAGCCCACGGCCAGGGCUACGGCAAGAGCGGGCUGCCCACCAGCCACACGACAGAUUCACUGCAGCUCUGGUUUGUGAGGCUGGCACUACUAGUGAAGUUGGGCCUUUUCCAGAAUGCUGAGAUGGAAUUUGAACCCUUUGGAAAUCUUGAUCAGCCAGAUCUUUAUUACGAGUACUACCCACACGUGUACCCUGGGCGCAGGGGCUCCAUGGUCCCCUUCUCGAUGCGCAUCUUGCACGCGGAGCUUCAGCAGUACCUGGGGAACCCACAGGAGUCGCUGGAUAGACUGCACAGGGUGAAGACCGUCUGCAGCAAGAUCCUGGCCAAUCUGGAGCAAGGCUUAGCAGAAGACGGGGCCGUGAGCAGCGCGACUGAGGAGGGCAGACAAGCCUCUGUCCGGUUGUGGAGGUCACGUCUGGGCCGGGUGAUGUACUCCAUGGCAAACUGUCUGCUCCUGAUGAAGGAUUAUGUGCUCGCCGUGGAGGCGUACCAUUCGGUUAUCAAGUAUUACCCAGAGCAAGAGCCCCAGCUGCUCAGCGGCAUCGGCCGGAUUUCCCUGCAGACCUGUGUUUCCGUGACUGAAGUUGAUCAGUGGUAAAUAUGAAAAGAACUGGCGUUUCUGGCUGACUACGGAUUUAAUGUCAUCUAGCAACCUGUGUGGCUGUUAACAUAGCCGUGCUGUUUUUGGAUGGUUUAAAAUCAUCUGAUGCCCACACCACAGAGAAAAUCGUUCCUGCCUUCCUCUCCACUCAACAGCUCACAGCCACGGACUGUGGGACACUCCGCCUUGAGAAAGCUUUAAAAUGGCCAUUGCCCGUCUGUAACGGCUUCUGUGCCACCAAGGUGGUGAGGAAUCCCAAACCUGCGACAGAGAAGCAGGUGAAAGAGCUGAGAAUGGGAGCUCUCUUCACCAUCCAGAGGGCUGCCAGGUGGAGAACAGAGUGGUCGAGAUGGGAUCCACUGGGUUGGGAGACAGUGGCCUCUCCUGCCCUGGCAGAGUCCCAAGGGUCCAGCAGCUCUGCAGGGCACUCCCUCCAUGCAGUAGUUCUGGGGCCCAGGUUGCCCUCUCCUGUGGCCCCAUCGUCUGGAACCUGUGCCCUCCAGGUUGCUGCUGGAGGGGAGGGCCCCACCCAAGGCCAGAUGCAGAUCCACGGCACCCCCAGCCCUCAGUGCCUGUGUGAGUCGGGGCUCUCUAGAAGGACAGGACUCAUAGGAUAGAUGAAUCUAUGAAGGGGAGUUUAUUAGGAGAAUUGCCUCCCAAUCACAAGGUGAGGUCCCACAAUAGCUUGUCUGCAAGCUGACGGGCAAGGAAGCCAGCCCGAGUCCGAAAACCUCAAAAGUAGGGAAGCCAACAGCGCAGCCUUCAGUCUGUGGCUAAAGGCCUGAGACCGCCUGGCAAAUCACUGGUGUAAGUCCAAGAGUCCAAAAGCUGAAGAAUUUCAAGUCUGAUGUUCGAGAGCAGGAAGCCUCCAGCACAGGAGGAAGAUGAGGCUGGAAGACUCGGCAAGUCUGCUCUUUCCGACUUCUGCCUGCUUUAUUCUGGCUGCGCUGCGCUGGCAGCCGAUGAGAUGGUGCCCACCCAAACUGAGGGUGGGUCUGCCUCUCCCAGUCCAGUGACUCAGAUGUUCACCUCCUUUGGCAACACCCUCACAGACACACCCAGGAACAACACUUUGCAUCCUUCAAUCCAUUCAAGUUGACACUCAGUAUUAACCAUCACAGCGCCCAGGGAGGGGGAGCCGGACCCAGUGCACAGUUCUAGUUUCUGCCACAGGAACACUAACGAUGUGUUGCUCCUAAACUCAGAACCAAUAGGUUGGAGCUCCAGGGGUGGCAUUUCCCCGGGUUUUUGCAUUUGUGAUUGAUGUUGGUGUCUGGUUUGUGUGUGCACAGGUGACAUCGCAAAAGGAUAUGGCGGCAUAGAGGUUAGAAGCUGUCUUUCUCCCUCUCUGGAAAACUUUUGAGUAAUAUGGAAUGAUCUGUUCCGUGAAGGUUUGAGUAUUCACCUAAGAAUUGCCUUUGCUGAGCACAUGAGGUGUGCUGUGUGCUUUUCAUAAUUUAUUAUUAGUCUGCCUUAGUGGUGUGUGCCUGAGGAUUUUUCUGUGUUUCUGGGAACAGGUUUUUUAAUUUAGAGUUUUCUAGAAAGCCACCUGCUUUGUCCCUGUUUCUCAUGGCUUUGCA
Messenger RNA from Chlorocebus sabaeus (green monkey), 3611 nucleotides. The record is from RefSeq and is a predicted model, not a curated record. NCBI's taxonomy places the organism in Eukaryota, Metazoa, Chordata, Mammalia, Primates, Cercopithecidae.